Messenger RNA from Tilletiopsis washingtonensis, 1129 nucleotides. RefSeq lists its product as hypothetical. The coding region runs from base 288 to 986 and encodes 232 amino acids. The transcript has a single exon. The record is from RefSeq and is a predicted model, not a curated record. NCBI's taxonomy places the organism in Eukaryota, Fungi, Basidiomycota, Exobasidiomycetes, Entylomatales.
CACGGCGUCCUGGAUCUGGAGUGGAGGCAAGCGUCGCGUCGGCGCACCUGUCACGCGGCGGCGCGUGUGGCGCUCGGGUGAGCUCAGCAACAGCCCCGCCCCGCAACGGCACCUCGCGCUCUUCGGCGCCUGUGUCAGCCCACACUCGGUGCUUCGCCUCCAUCAUGAGCACAGCUCGCUGCAUGGCGCAACAUGACGCUUGCUCGCCUCGGCGUGCUGCUCUAUGUGUGCCGCAAGUCGGACGACAUCGGGCAGUCAGAGGGUGAGCGGCCUCAUCUGUGGUGGGCAUGCGGCAGCUGGCGAGCACAAGGCGGCGCGCCGGCGGCAUCGGGUGCCUGGCGGACAUGGCGGCCUUGGCGCGCGUGCGUGCGGAGCGUGGGCACGUCCGGGAGGUGCUUCGCUCCACCCCGCCGGCCGUGCUCCUCGCCUGCCGCAGAACACCAGUCGAGUCGCAGGCUGCGACUCGCAGCGCGGCAGCAGCAGCAACCAGGUGGCAGCAUGCAGCAGACCAGCAGCGCCCCUCUCUCGCUCUUGCUGCGCGCCUGCUUGCAGCAUCUGCGCAGCGUCUUAUCGCAGAGGAGGCGCGCGAUCGAUGCGCGUGCGAGCCUGAUCGCCAGAGCGCAGGUACACAAUGGCCUCUUGACCCCUCUCUGGAAAGGUGCGUGCUCCCACAGGAGCGCUCCGAAGCUUCCAACGCUGCGGCAGUGCUGUACCCCACGCCGUGCGCUGCGCCCGGCGGGCUUCAGGAGCUUGCAUCUCAGCUCACGGCGCACGCACCCCGCUCGACGCCGGCCGGCACCGGCGGCCUGCAGGAGCAGCGGACUCUGGACUCAGCCGAGUCAGGUGAAAGCAUGAACAGCAGCAGCUGCAGGCUUCUCUGCGCUCACUCCCCGCGCGCUGCCAUCAUGCGAGCUUGCGCAGCGCAGAGAGCUGCACGGCCGCGAGGCGAAGGGCGCCGCCGCCGCAGCUCGCAUCGCGCGAGAUGAUGCAGGUGCAGAAGAGGACGCCGUGCGAGCAGAGGUGAUGCGAGCACGACGUGGCUGAUGCUGGCGCUGGUGCGUGCGGCGCUCACGCUGCGCGACGUGCGGCUUGGCUCGCCAAGGCUUGGCUCCGUGUGCGGAGCCGGCGG